UCGGUCAACUUGGACUUGGUUUUGACAAAAUCAGUUCGAUGUAUAGCGGGACUGCGGGACCAUAAUUGUUUCUUCCAAAUGGAAGUAAAGUAAUCUCCCAACUCAGAUUAAAAUAUAAACAAAACAGAUCAAUCAUUCAUUAAACCAUCUUUGAACCAAACUAUGCUGCACUCUUCACUGGCUACACAACUAACACGCUCACUUACCUACUUCUCCGGUUAACCGGCGAUGCACAACUCCGGAGCCGGUGGUGAUGACCGAACGAACACGUGCCACGUGGUGGCGAUGCCGUUUCCGGGAAGGGGCCACAUCAAUCCCAUGAUGAACCUCUGCAAAACCCUAGCAUCACGAAAACCGAAAAACAUCCUCAUCACCUUCGUCGUCACUGAAGAGUGGCUCGGAUACAUCGCCAGCGAGCCCAAGCCCGACUCGGUUCGCUUCGCCACCAUACCCAACGUGGUGCCGCCAGAGCGCCUGAAAGCCGUUGAUUUUCCGGCGUUCUAUGAAGCCACGAUGACCAAGAUGGAAGCGCCAUUUGAGGAGCUUCUGGACCGGCUUGAGCCGCCGGUGAGCGCAAUCAUCGGGUGUGUGGAGCUGCGGUGGCCCGUAGCAGUUGCGAAGCGAAGGAAUAUUCCGGUGGCUGCGUUUUGGACUAUGUCAGCGUCGUUUUACUCGAUGCUGCACCACCUUGAUGUGUUUGCACGACAGCAGAAUUUGGUGGCUACUUCUCUUGAUGCAGAAGCUGAGAACAUCCCAGGAAUUUCUUCAGCUCAUUUGGCAGACAUUGAAACGGUGUUACAUCAGAAUGAUGACCAAGUCAUGCAGCUUGCAAUGGAGUGUAUCUCAAAGGUUCCAAUAGCAAAUUACCUUCUACUCACCACAGUCCAAGAGUUAGAACCAGAAAUAAUUGAUUCUCUGAAAGCUAUAUACUCUUUUCCAGUCUAUCCUAUUGGCCCUGCCAUACCUUAUUUGGAGCUAAGAGAAGAUUAUAACAUUGGUGAUCAUAGCCCUGACUAUGCAAAUUGGCUAGAUUCUCAACCACCUCAAUCAGUGUUAUACAUUUCUCUGGGCAGUUUCCUCUUAUUGUCUAGUACCCAAAUGGAUGAAAUCGCCGAAGCGCUAAACAGUAGUGGAGUUCGUUACCUGUGGGUGGCUCGGGCAGAAGCUUCUCGGCUGAAAGACAAGUGUGGAGAAAAGGGUAUGGUGGUGCCAUGGUGUGACCAAUUGAAGGUGUUGACUCAUCCUUCCAUAGGUGGAUUCUGGAGCCAUUGUGGAUGGAAUUCCACACUAGAAGCCCUGUAUGCCGGCGUGCCGAUGCUUACAUUCCCUCUUUUCUUGGAUCAAGUUCCCAACAGCAGCCAAAUUGUAGAUGAGUGGAAGAAUGGGUGGAAGGUAGAGACAUCAAAUUCGGGGAGUGAUAAGCUGUUGGCAAAGGAAAAGAUAGAGGAACUGGUUAAGAGGUUUAUGGAUCUUGAGAGCAGAGAGGGAAUUAAAAUCAGAGGGAGGGCAAGAGAACUUAAGGUUAUGUGUCACAGAGCAGUUGCAAAUGGUGGAUCAUCUGAUGGGAACCUAGAUGCAUUUCUAAGAGACAUUUCAAGGCCAUUAGUGGAUUGAAAAAUGAAAAUGCAUCUCUGCCUCCUUAGUCACAUAAAGCAAUGGUGUUAAACUAAGGUCUGAAUUGGAGACUCUAUUCUUAUACCAUUUGCAAAUUUGGAUGUAUUUGACAUUGUAAAAUGCCACACAAAUGAACUUGGAUAUUCUGUUAGCUGUAUUUGUCAUUGUGCAUUAGCAGUUUGAAGUUUGCAGAUAUAGCACAGCAUUAUGAUUUGUGUGUGUCAAUGAGGCUAAUAUCUAGACUUUAAUGCAUAUACUGAUGUGAAGUAGCAAUUGUACCUACA
Molecule: messenger RNA, 1898 nt
Organism: Arachis stenosperma
Lineage: Eukaryota; Viridiplantae; Streptophyta; Magnoliopsida; Fabales; Fabaceae
Product: UDP-glycosyltransferase 87A1-like
Exons: 2
Coding region: 229-1614 (461 amino acids)
Molecular function (GO): UDP-glycosyltransferase activity
Source: RefSeq, a predicted model, not a curated record